CUGCAUUUCUUGCUACCUCACUGCACAGUCUUCCCUCAUUAGUUGCCUUGAAAACUGACUCAUCAAAUUUUCUACUUCGUAAUCAGUUUUGAUCGCUUAUUUCAGUGUUCUGCCCUCUUUGUGUGCAUUUGUCAGGUUACACACAAAUGUCUUCCUCGCCACUCUUUUCCACUUUCACGUUUUAUUUAUUUUUUUUAUUUUGGCACUACUGCUUAAUCUGUCCAUUUUUUCAAGUUCAUAACACAUUCAUUAACCUUUCAACAAAAAAAUUUAAACCCAUCUGAACACUUCACAUCUUUACUUUUGCCAAGUUAUCUGUGGUUUUCAUAGGGUUUUUAGUGGCAGACUUACAAUGUACUGUUCAGUGCUGUGACCAGUGCUUUAGUUGCCUCUGUCUCCAAUAAAACCACUAAAAUGUUUAAAGAAUUUCCUGUUAUUGCUCUCACUGAGCAAGAGUUGUUUCCUGGUUUUUGCCCAGACCACUUUCUGGCAUGUGACCACCAAAGGCAAGUUACGGUUGAGGUGGCCCAAAAAAACCUUUACCAACACUUGUCAAACAUUUUUGCCCAAUUUGAUUUUUGGCUUUAUUGAAGAAAAAAACAUGCCAAGUAAGAUUCUUGAAAUAAAUUUGUAGUCUUCUGUAUGAGACGCCUAAUUAAAGGCUAUACUUGUGCUCUUUUCCCUUCUUCUAGUAUGCUGUUUUCUUGUCUAAUCAUUAGAAGCACUGCAGUGGUGCAAGGUGAAGGGUGAAGUUUUUGCUUAGCUACUUUCUGUUUUGACAGGAAGUUGAACAAGCUCAAAUGAGGCUGCCCAGAUUAACAUCUGUUUUGCAGCAAUAAACUUCAGAACAUCAAAUCAGAGCUAAAAUUAUAAAUGUAAGAUUGGGACCCCAUAAUAAUAAAGCUGGCCCUGUAAAUUAUUUACCAAUGUUUUAUGUUUUAGGAAUCUUUUGUUAUGUGAUUUGUGCACAUAUGACUGACCAAAUUUGCUCAUAUCUACAUUGGAUUAUUCUUGAAUGACCAGCACUUACUGCUCUUUUGCUGUCAUUUGUCAUUUUUAUUCCAGGGAGUUCCCUCUGAAACAGGGAGAGUCUGCUUAAAAAAUGGUCUGCAGUUCUCUGCUUCGUAGGUCAUGUGAUGAGGUCAGUAGGCCUGCCCCAUCACCAAGACUAUUUUGAGACACUUUGUGUAGACUUUGGGAAUUUCAAAACAAAACCAUAUUUAAAGCCAAUGUAAAAAUGUGCACAUAUAUUUACUUACCUGUUGAUCUUGUCUCUCUGGUCCUGUUCCUUUAGGAACGGCAGCGCAUCCAGCUUCCUCUUUUAUAGUAGCCGAAGGGCCCUCGGUUAACAAAAGGGGGGGUAGCCUGAGAUUGAGGUACCUGUGGGAGAGAAAGAACAAUGUUAAAUAAAAGCAAUUGAGAACAUACCAGUAAUGUGAAUGAAGGGCCAAAUUACAUGUCAGUUUGUAUUUUGUCAACAAUGAUAUGUGCAUUAGAUUGUUGUACUGUCCUCUGUUAACCCACUUGCUCUUAGCAGUGGUUUGGCCCAGUCUGAUUAGGGGUGGGGCUAUGAGUUUAAAUGGGGCGGGGGGAAGAGAUUCAGAGGGGAAAAAAUGGCAGGCAUGAGGCCUGUUUGUAGGGUUAAAAGUCUAAUCGGCUUUGUGGCCUCAGACUUCAUCCUGUACUGAAGUUGAGUCAGGAAAACUUCUUUUAUUGGACUGAUGUUUGUGGACUAGAACAAGUCAACUAAAGUCCGUAUGUCUAGAAACUGCUUUUAAUUCGUUUAUUUUCCUUUUUACACAGUUUUUCUUUUUUUCGUGUGAACACUAAUAAAUAUGGACAUUUUGUUGGAACUUACCUCGAAGUAUUGAGCAGUCCUUACAUGGCGAACCCAGGUUCCCGCAUCUAGCACUGAACCACACGUAUAACCAAUCCACAGAUGCAGCAACUGCCUCAUCAUCCCCUGGAGGGCACAGCAGUGCACUUCCUGCCUCUUCCUGUGCCAGCAUGCACUCUGCUACUUCAGCUCCAGAGCAGUCAUCCAGGCUCCACAGCUGUCUCCCUGCAGAGGUGUUGGGAGUGGAGCCUGGUUCAGCUUCUGCCAUCAGUGGGGCUGCUGGGGGCGAUGGUGUUGGGGUACCAGCCCAUCAGAACCAGAUGACACCCUCAAAACGGCGGACCGUCCUGAACAUCUCUCCACCUCCAGAAGACCUGUUGGAUGACAGCCGUAUGUCCUGCCAGGAUGAGUUACCACUCAACCCAGACUCAGAGCAGAGCAGCAGUAUAUGGAUGGAUGACUCAGUUUCUAACUUCAGCAUGCUGAGCAACAGUUCAUACAAUGACAAUACUGAGGUCCCCCGAAAAUCCCGUAAGCGUACACCUCGCCAGCGGCCUGGCCCCAAACCUGUGGCCAGGGAUGGAGCAACCAUGGAUGUGUUUGAUGCAGACAGCGCAAAGGCUCCACACUUUGUACUUUCACAACUGGGUUCUGAAGCGAAAGGCAAUCUUAAAGGAAGCACUCUGGAGGCGGCUGGCAGUCAGAAAGGGGGCAUUCUUUCAAUGCAGUAUCCACAGAAGAGCGAGGGGAAGGAACUGAAGAUUCUUGUCCAGCCUGAGACACAGCACAGAGCACGAUACCUUACAGAAGGGAGCAGAGGAUCUGUCAAAGACCGCACACAGCAAGGCUUUCCCACUGUCAAAUUAGAAGGUGUGAAUGAACCAGUUGUACUCCAGGUGUUUGUCGCUAAUGAUGCUGGACGCGUUAAGCCUCAUGGCUUUUAUCAAGCCUGUAGAGUGACUGGGCGUAACACGACGGCCUGUAAGGAGGUGGAUAUCGAGGGGACCACAGUUAUUGAAGUGAAUCUUGAGCCUAGCAACUCCAUGACUUUAGCAGUGGACUGUGUUGGCAUACUGAAACUAAGGAAUGCAGAUGUUGAAGCUCGAAUAGGGGUAGCUGGCUCCAAAAAGAAGAGCACUCGGGCUCGUUUGGCAUUUAGAGUCAACAUCCCCAGACCAGACAGCUCUGUCCUCACUCUGCAGACCCUUUCUUCACCAAUUCUCUGUACCCAGCCUGCUGGAGUGCCAGAAAUUCUCAAGAAGAGUCUUCAUAGCUGCUCAGUGAUUGGAGGAGAGGAAAUUUUCAUUAUUGGCAAAAACUUCCUCAAGGGAACCAAAGUUAUUUUUCAGGAAAAUGCUACAGAUGAUAGCUCAUGGCAGGCUGAGGCAGAGAUUGACAUGGAGCUUUUUCAUCAAAAUCACCUAGUGGUGAAGGUUCCUCCUUAUCAUGACCUGACUGUGACCUCCCCUGUGUCAGUUGGGAUUUCUGUGGUAACGAAUGCAGGGAGAACACAUGAACUACAGCCUUUCACCUAUACGCCUCAGCAAGAAAAAGCUGAUAUAUCUGUGAAGUCAGAAUUGCCAGCAACAUCUAAGCCUUGCACUUUUGAAGACCAGAUAACAGCAAUGCAAAGUGGGACCAGUAGUCUAAACAGUACCUUGAUGGCCCCAAUGAUAUCCAUAGUCAAACGAGAGGAAGUCACUCCAAUGGAAGUCUCUACCAACCCCACAGCAUGUAACAUUUUUAAGCCUGCAGAGGUUCUUAAUUCAAACCAACAGAUUUUGGAAAUAACCACCGUCCUUCCCACAAGCAGCAAAUCAUUUCCUAGCCCUGUGCCUCUGCAACCUGUUGACUCUCAACAAUCAGCAACUCCAAUUUUUGCAGCUCCAGAGCCCCUUACCACCAUUCAGAAACAGGACAUCUCCCCUACAGCGUCCUUCCAAGUGUCCUUGUCAGAGGACACAACAGUUCUUCAGCCUGUGCCCCCACAGGUCCCUCAGCAGUUCUUGCGGGAAACCCCAGAGACUCUGUCUCCAGAAGACAACAGUCCAGAUGGCACAGGAAUGGUGGUAGUGAGCAUAGAGUCCAGGCCUCCUCCAUCCCAGCAACCCCAGGUCCAAAACCUUUUGCCUCAGGAUGAGGUGGCACAGCUGGAAAGAGCAGUGAGGGAGCUGCAAGAGCAACAGCAACUUAACUCUGUGCUUUACGGUCCAACUCCUUCUGCUGAAAGCCUCCAGCAGCAUGUCCAGGAGAACAUGAACAGUUUAAGGCUGGGUGGCAAUGAGAACACACUGACCAACCAACAGCAGCAGCAACAAGAACAGAACAUAUUGGAGAACCUGCAACAACAACAUCAAAAGGCACUAGUGGAUCUCCAACACCAGCAAACAGUCCUGGAAAGUCUGCAACAGCAACAAAAGGUCUUAGAGAACCUUCAGCACCAAGCUCUUGGUAGCUUGCAACAGCAGCAGUCGCAUCAGAAAGUUCUGGAAAACAUGCAGCACCAGAAAGUUCUUGAGGACAUUCAGCAGCAAAACUCUUUGGUGAACAUGCAGCAUCAGAAAGUACUUGAUACUCUGCAACAGCAACAACAACAUCAGAAAAAUCUAGAGAAACUUCAGCAAGAGCAACAACAUCAAGAAGUCUUGGAAAAUCUGCAGAAGCACUUACAAUCAGAACUCCCGCAGAUUCCUAUGCAGUGCACACCAAGUUUUUCUGGAGUACCACCGGAUCAAAUGUCUGAGCAUCAAAGCACCACGCAGACAGAUGGUACAAUGUCCCAGCCAUCUGAUGGUUUCCUCCAAAACUCAUCCCAGCAGCCACAGCAACAAGCACUUUUCCAACAGGCGGGAGGGAUCCUGACUAUUCAGACAUCAAGCUUCCUUCAGCAGUCGCCUUCGCAGCCCUCACCUCCCCAGCAAUUAUUUCAAAGUCACAACCCUAUGACUGAAACACAGGACCCUCAGACAGCACUCUUUGGCUCUUCCAAAGCUUCCCAGGUCCAGUCUGCUUUAUUUCCCAAUACACUGACAAUGUUGACAAGCACUAACUUACCUUCUGAGCAGCAGCCUCCCUCAACCACACUUUUCAUUUCUCAGGGUGUUCUCCCUAGCCAAAUAACAGCUGACAGUACCCAGAACCAACAGCAACAACAGAUAACUUUUCUCACACCCAUGCCACCAUCCGCUUCGGCUCAAACAGUCUCACUUUUUCAGGGACAAACCCAGUUGUCCACUCCAAUGGAACAGCAGCAGUCUCCCCAGCCGCAGCAAAUACCGACACCUCAGCAAGCCUCCCUUUUCCAGAAUAUGUCUACAAUAUCCCAAAGCCAGGGUCAACAACAACCACAGACUGGCCUACUAUUUUGUGCUACACCUAUUAACCCUCAAGACCUGCCUCAGACUCUCCUAUUCAGUGGCCAGAACCAGGGUCCAAUUGGUGGUGAACAACUUCCACAGAACAUAUUUCAAGACCAGCAGCCCAUGCAAGUUGUCCCAAGCUCUGCAAGUGUGGCAGCAGAUACCUCCUCAAACCAGUCUACUGUUCCUCCAUCCCAGUCAACUCAGAGUCCUCAAAUUCUUUUCCCCCAAGCCAGUGUGGUGAAUGUGGCUCAGCAGGAUUCAUCAGAGCCUAUGUCUUUCCAAGAUGAGAGCUCUGUUGUGGAUGACUCGGCCACCAGUAUGCCUUCAACUCGACCAGGACUUUUUCAGGACCAGCAACCUAUGCAGGUUGUCCCAAGCGCCAGUAAUGUUGCCUCUGUAUCUUCCACAGACCAAGCCUCUGUCAACAUUUUUUUGCCCCAGGCAGCCAUUUCAGCACUGCAAAGUGGUGUAGGCACUCAAGAGUUACCUCAGGCUGCCACAGCAGCAGCCAUUUUUAGUGGGCAGGGUGGGGUGGCAAUUGGAGGGUUGCAGAGUUCCGCCUCCACAUCCAGUCAGCCGACUCCUGAUCCACUCUUUCAGACAGCUUUGGGGAACACCCUAAGCCAGCCUGGACAGCCAGGGCAACCAGGCCUGUUUUUGUUUGAAAUCCCCACUGAAUGUGGUCAGCUAUUAAACCCUUCUGGUCCUGCGUUGGCAGAUCAGCUUGUCUCCAUGGGGCAUCCUAGUUCAGAUCAUAACCAGAGCCAGCUUCAAACUAAUGCACAGAUUCACACUUUACUGGACCAGUCAAGCAACCUCAACGAGAAGAUUGAUGAACUACUAGAGCAGUUUCAGGAACAAGGGAAGACACUCUCCAGGAAUUUUUUAGAGCAGUAAAUGUACUUUGAAAUAUCAUUUGGUGAGUGCCGCUGAGCUUUGUGUCAAGCUUAUAGAUGCAAGUGUGAUGUGUUGUGGAAACUGGAGGAUCUACAUUUAA
Colossoma macropomum (tambaqui) is the source of this 6196-nucleotide messenger RNA. RefSeq names its product nuclear factor of activated T cells 5a (gene nfat5a). Lineage: Eukaryota; Metazoa; Chordata; Actinopteri; Characiformes; Serrasalmidae. The record is from RefSeq and is a predicted model, not a curated record. The transcript is spliced from 12 exons. Gene Ontology annotation, molecular function: DNA-binding transcription factor activity, RNA polymerase II-specific; RNA polymerase II cis-regulatory region sequence-specific DNA binding; transcription factor binding. Gene Ontology annotation, biological process: calcineurin-NFAT signaling cascade; cytokine production; regulation of transcription by RNA polymerase II. Bases 2008 to 6096 code for a protein of 1362 amino acids. Gene Ontology annotation, cellular component: transcription regulator complex.